This is a messenger RNA of Dentiscutata erythropus, 294 nucleotides long. Lineage: Eukaryota; Fungi; Glomeromycota; Glomeromycetes; Diversisporales; Gigasporaceae. The record is from the annotation of a GenBank genome assembly.
AUGCAACAAGAACAACAAAGGAAUGAAGGACCAUCAAUAAUAACAGAAUACAAUAGAGAUCCUAUAGAAAUAGGAAUAAACCAAGAAUCAGACUCACCGUACUUAAGACCAAUAACGAAUAGACCAGGAACACCUAGACAUAAAGGUAAAGCACCGGAUUAUGGAUACGGAAAUGAAGAUAGAGAAAUUAAUAUACUAGAAGUACAAGACACCCACAAUAACCUCAACCCGAAGACACACCUUACCUUAAAAGCUGAAAAAUAUAAACAAAACAAAUCUGAUGGAAGGAACUAG